Molecule: messenger RNA, 6603 nt
Organism: Gymnodraco acuticeps
Lineage: Eukaryota; Metazoa; Chordata; Actinopteri; Perciformes; Bathydraconidae
Gene: sgip1b
Product: SH3GL interacting endocytic adaptor 1b
Exons: 24
Coding region: 352-3036 (894 amino acids)
Biological process (GO): synaptic vesicle endocytosis; clathrin coat assembly; clathrin-dependent endocytosis
Cellular component (GO): clathrin-coated pit; clathrin-coated vesicle; cytoplasm
Source: RefSeq, a predicted model, not a curated record
UCUCAGAGAUGGCGUGUGUCGGUGCUGCUCGGGCGGCCGGGGCCUAACGUGCACUCAGAGAGGACGCCCCCUCCCCAUCCCCCGAUUUGCUGCAUAUUCCUCGGGUGUCUCCUCUCGCCGUGUCCUCCACCGCCGCCACUGCUGCUUCUGCUCUUCCAAAGCUCUUUACCACCCCACCUCCCUGUGCGGGUGUCUGGGAGUCGGGGGCCCUCGGGGGUGGAGGGGAAUCGUGCUUCGCUGGGGGAGCUGUGCGGAAUUAGCUAUGCCCUACCCGAGCAUCCUUUGACCGGCUGGAUUUCUCCAUUUCUGCGCACCAGGGGGGGGCGCCACGUAGGAUGAAAAGCAGCAGUCAUGAUGCAAGGACUCAAAAACAGAACCAGAAAAGCCCUGGGCUUAAAGAAGAAGGACAGGGAUACGGAUGGAACGAGUUCACCUGACAAAGAAGGAAGUGGAAGCGGGAAAAAAGGAAGUAAAAAAGCCAAUGGAGCACCCAAUGGUUUCUAUGGGGAGAUUGACUGGGACAGAUAUGCCUCUCCUGACGUGGACGACGAGGGCUUUAGCCUCCGGCCCGGGGACGAGGGCGAUGCAGCUUCCAGAGGAAAGCACUUUUUCUCCUCCAGCGACUCGGAGGACGAUGAGGAGAACAAGAAGAAGUUCAAAAUCAGGAUCAAGCCGCUGGUGGCGGACAGUGCCAAGUGUGUCCCCUCGUCUAUGGACGAGCUGAAAGCCUCGGUGGGGGGCCUGGCCCUCUCUCCGUCUCUGAAGAGAAGUCCGAGACGCAGCCCGGGGCAGAUGAAAAGGAAUUUGUCCUGUGAAGAGAUUGCCAGACCCAGACGCUCCACCCCAACACCAAGUCCCGCCCCCGAGACACCGAGUGACAGGCUCUCGCAGAACGUUCCUGCCUUCUUUGGCCCGCCUUCAGAGACCAGAUAUGCCAGAUAUGAUGUGGUCCCUGCAGAUGCGUGGGGAGAAUCGAGACCGCACUCAGAAUCCCCGCUGAGCAGAAGCUUCCCAUCAGGAGCUCCUCCUCCGCUUCCUCCAAAAAACAUUCCAUCCAGAAGUCAUUACGGCUAUUCUUCGGACUCUGCUGCUGAUCUACCCAAUGGCAGGGCAGGUCGCAGUUCUGCCCCCAUCUACCUGAACAUGCUGUCCCCCGCCUCGUACCGCAGCCCCCCGGCCCCCGACCUGGACGACGUGUUCGGCCCGACGGACGGGACCCGCCCCAGCGAGGAAGCGAUGUCUCCCAGAUGGGUUACAUUCACCAGCGACAGACCCCCGCCUCCAGAUGAGCCUGCCCCCCCUCCGCCUCCGGACUCCCCCCCUCCGGACACGCCCUCGUCCACCCCCUCCACCCCUUGCCUCUCUCCAGGACCACCGCCAAACGAGCCCCCUCCUUCGCCUCCCCUCCUCUCUCCCGGGUCUCCUCCUCCUUUCACGCCGCCUGAAUCCCCCCCCUCCAUCAUGCUCAGACCUCCACCCCCAGAUGAGCCGGCCCCUCCCCUGCCUCCCGACUUCUCCCCCUCCACUUCGCCUACGAUGUGUUUCGACGACGAUGCGAUCGACGAGGAGGUGCUGCAGUUUGCAGAGGCAAUUUACUGUUCGUCCCCCGCCCCCACUAGCCCGGUGCCCCCUCUGCCAGCAGAGCGGAGGUCUCCUCGGACAGGAGUCAUAUCCCCGCUGGUCCUAGGGGGCUUUGGGGGGAAGAGGACUCCAGAGGGAGCGUACCUAAGGGAUGAUAUCUCAGACUUUGUAGGUUCUCCCAGGGAGCUGACGCCGAGCUUCAGGGGCACGCCCCCCCCUCUUCCUCCUACCACCUACAGGUCUAUCAUGUCUUCCCCGGGACCCUCCUCAGGCAGCCGCCCCUCGUCCCCCGCUCGUCCCGCCACGCCUCAGUCUCGAGGAAGCCCGGUCCCCCCGCCUCCUCCUCCUCGACCGUCCUCGCGACCAAAGCUGCCCCCGGGGAAGCCAAUCACAGACCUGUCUCGGCCCUUCAGUCCGCCGGUGUCAUGCAGCCCCCCGCCUUUCGCCCCCCUGGCCCGGGCAGAGAGCUCCUCCUCCCUCUCCUCCGUCAACCUACACAGCGCAGCGUCCACUCCAACCUUAGGAAGGGACCUUAACAUGUCCGGCGCAGGAUGCUCCAGAGGACCCAGUCCGCUCACCAUGGGGCCCCAGGACACUCUACCAGUGGCAGCUGCCUUCACAGAAACCAUCAAUGCCUACUUCAAAGGCGCAGACCCCAGCAAAUGUGUUGUGAAGAUCACAGGGGAGAUGGUGCUUUCCUUCCCAGCGGGCAUCACCAGGCAUUUUGCCAGCCACCCGACUCAACCCAUCCUCACAUUCUGCAUCAGCAACUACAGCCGACUGGAGCAGGUCCUCCCCAACCCUCAGCUACUGUGCUGUGAUUCCACAACAGAAAGUGUAGACACCAAGGAAUUCUGGGUGAAUAUGCCAAACCUGAUGAGCCAUCUGAAGAGAGUGGCUGAGCAAAAGCCUCAGGCGACAUACUACAACGUGGACAUGAUCAAAUAUCAGGUGUCUGCAGAGGGAAUCCAGUCCUCUCCUCUGAACCUGGCGGUGAGCUGGCGAGGCGACGCCACCAGCACAGACUUGAGAAUAGACUACAAAUACAACACGGAGGCCAUGGCCGCCCCUGUGCCACUACACAACCUCCAGUUCCUGGUUCCUGUGGACGGAGGCAUGGCCAAACUCCAGGCCAUGAUCCCCCCCGCCACCUGGCUUGUAAGAAAAACAAAGUUAUCUUCACGAAAUAAAGGUAACACAGGGAAUCCAGAGCAGCAGACGAUACAGUGGAAAAUCCCCAGUCUCUCUCACAGAUCAGAAAAUGGAGGAGUAGGGGCUCUCCUGGGCCGGUUCCAGAUGACAGAGGGUCCCUGUAAACCCUCCCAGCUGGCUGUGCAGUUCAGCAGUGAGGGCUGCACUCUGUCGGGCUGCGACAUCCAGCUUCUAGGGACGGGCUACCGGCUCUCGCUGAUCAAGAAGAGAUUUGCUGCAGGGAAAUAUUUGGCGGAUAAUUAGCGGACCUGUUUGGGAACAGAACCAAAAGAAUCAAUGGCAUUUGACUGUGAAGACUAUGGAUCCAUCCCAUGUUUAGUGCAUCUGAAACCUCAUUUUAGGCAACCAUUAAAAUAACUGGUUGUUAUUUUACAGAAUAACAGAACACACACACACAGGAUUAUUUAUUUCAUGACAUCAUCAUUCAGUAGACGGACUCCUGCUGAGUUUAUGCAAGUAAAAACAAAUCAUUCGUUUUGUGCACUAAUGGGCUUAUAUGGAGUAAAACAUUGCAAAACCCUGAUUCUUUGUACUUGUUAACAUAUGUGUGGAUUCAUACAGUGAUCCAGCCUUAUUCAUUGCAGUUUCUGUUGUCAUUGCAAAAUGCACUGUAAAGGAUGAUGUGAGUAUAACGCAAUCUAAAACAAGGUGGAAAAGACAGGAAAAUGUAAAAAAAAUGGUGUAUUAUAGAUUUGCUAUACAGUUGUAUUCCGAUAAGUUGUAGGUUUCAUGGUAAUAUCUGAUAUACACUGCCACCUCAAAUCAGAGUUUUUUUUCCACCAUGAGUGAGAUCUCACCGGCCGUCUAAGCAGAAUUGACGUUUCUGUUUAGACAGCCUUUGAAAUGUCACAGUCCAUUCUAUCAGUCUUGUGAUUGAAGGGGAUUGGUCAGUUCACAGUUCAGAAUGACCCGCAGCGCUGGAUCAGCACUUUUAACCUGAAGGUGCUUUUUAUACGGAAUUAUAUUGGUGCCUCAAUCUGGAGCACAUGAUGGGGAAUUUGAGGACAGUAAAACUUUGUGUGCAAGCAGGUUAAUAUUAUUUUGUAGAGUUUGAGCCAUGCAAAUAAAACAUUUAUUUGAGCAUUGGAAGAAUUAUACUUAUUUUACUUAUCUCCAAUUUAAAUUAAAUGUAAAUGUGAAAAAGUUAUAAUUAAUAUUUUUAUAUUAACACUGUAUCACAUAAUUACAGGCAGCUUUUAUAAGAGUAAAAGCUCAUUCAAACCCAUCGUACAACCUGCCCAGCAACAAACAGAUAGCAUCAUAGUUAGCAAACUGGCUAGAAGACGCCACAGUGACAGUGAUCCUCAGGAGUUGGUAGGAACAAGAAAACAUGAGUUAAAGGCGAGAAAAUAUUGGACUGUCAAACAUCAGGUGACCAAAAACACAACUCCAAAAUGCUAAUGUUACUACUUAUUCGCUGUGUGUGUUUAUCAGGGCUAAUACGCUAAAGUGUUGAUCAAAUCAACUUAAAAGCUGAUUAAAUGUCAGUGUUUCCGAAAGGAACCAGAAAAUCAUCAAAUUGCAGGUUUAACUUAGCUUUUUUUAAGUGACUAUAUUAAUUAUUAUAGUACCAUGGCUGUGUAUCUGACCAUUAUGAAGUUAGCCAGCUAGCUUAGUUAGCUACGGCAUAUCUAGCAGCCUUUUGCUAGCUAGCUACCAAGAUAGCUAGUGUUCUUAAUGACUUACCACCAGUUUCAUUAAAUGUGUGUAUGUAUUGUAUAAAACAUACUUUAUUUGUGACUGCUUUCCAUUCUACAACCAGAUAAGUUUAUUGUUGUGAAUUUUAUUUGGCUCAGCUGAUAACCCUUAAAUAGCUGCUCCUCGUGGCCGACAUCAAUAGGAUGGCCGAUCGAUUUUCCAUUUUUGUAUUCUAAAAGAGAAGUUCAUAACCUGGCUGAGAUGUAGUGAGCUAAGAAGGAAUGCAAUACAAUCCCAUAGUUCUGACCUAACCAAAUGAAAGUGGCAUCACUAUUGUUAAUUUACAAUGAGCCUCCUCAAAUGCUAUUACAUUUUCUGGUAGAAGAAUUGAAUUGCAAUCAUAUUGUCGUAUACUGCAAAAUUCUUCUACACUGGUGCAAACAUAGCUUUCUAGAGUUUUCUUCUUCUUGAAUUUUUUUUAAGUCAAUGAAAGUCAUACUUUAUUAUAGGAAGUUAGGAACUGUUCGUGAUAAUACACAUUUCCUGUUAUUGAACAAUUACUUAUUGACCGGAUUUAUAUUGUGCAUCCCUUAUGAAUACUCUACAAAAUAUCAUUUAUGUGCUUGCAACAAAAAUACCUUAUUUAGUCCCAUCCUGCAUUCAAGAUUGAAGCACUUACUGUAUAUGUAAUGCUACAAUUUUACACAUGCAGCUUUUACCACUGCAACGAUGGCAUUUUGUCUUUAAAGGGUCAUGUGAACAGAAAGUUGAAACUAUCUGCUGAAGAACAAAAAGCAUUACAUAACCACUACGGGCACGUGCAAUGCUGAGAUACAUCAACUUCCUCACACCACAGGACUUUUAAGUGGUAUUUGUUGUUGUGAAUGGUCACAUUGUGUAACAAAAAGGCGAAACAGAAGCUGCUACUUUCACUGGAAGGUUAAUUUUAUUCUGUUAAUGUUACAGAAAAUAUGUUUGAAAAGGGCCUUAAGACGCAUACAGAGCCAGACGUGAGUGCCAUACAGUGGGGAGGAGGAGCUUUAAGUUUCAGGAGAAAUCUAGAAGGGGUUGAAAAGUGUAGGAAUUGCCUUUGAUGCUGCUUAAAAAAGUCAGCCACUUCCUUUGACCACGAUCUUUGAUAGAGGUCUUGACGAGGAAUAUCGGGGACCUCACAGAGUAACAAAAAUAAAUGUCUAUGAAGAGGACAGCACUAUUCAUGUCCCUGUUUCAUUUCCUUCCUUUUCCACCACGUUGAAUACAUGUUUUAUCAUUUUCUAAUAGCAAUAUUUAAGUGUAUAAAGUGUACAUAAAAAGCUAUGUUUCGAAUAUUUCUCUGGGCAUAUGGAUGUGUCUGUGAUCGUCUUUUGGGUUUAUCGAUGUCAGCACUCAUGAUGAAUUCUGUAACAACACCAACACUCAUCUAUUGUUUUACAUGUGGGUUUCUGUACCAAAAAAUACCUGUAACUGUUGAUGAAUAACUCCAAACGGUGCCGCAUGAAAUCUGCAUUCGUUCCAUUCCAGUCUUAUCAAUGCAAUUCCAAUUUAUCCAUUUCACUAAGGUCAUGAUGCGUGUGUUAUUGUAUAAUCGUGCUAUGGGAGGAGACUUUCUGCCUUCACUUAAACAUCCACUCUGUUUUGCUGUUGUUGCACCUUCAAAAAACUCGUCGUCCAUACAUUUGGCAUGUAUUCAUAGAUAAUCCCAUUCCAUGCAUCUGAUGUUCUCCUGUUUGACUUGCACACAAAACACACUCAUCCCAUUAAACAACCCAUGGGCUCAUGUCACAUAUGUGUUUGAACCAUUUUAUACAAUGUUUUCAUGUGUUGACUCACAAUUUGGGCAUAGGUGUAAUAUUUCAUUAUGUCUUAGAAAAAGAAAAAACGAUAUUUAAGUCAUUUAAGAAGGACGGUUUUCAGUGUUUCUGUUUGUUAUGCUUAUAUUUUUCUUUGCCUUAUUUUUCAGAAUACACUUAUUCCUCCGAUGCGUGACGGUUUCUGUACGUUAAUUUUUUCUACAACUUUUAUGGCUGUAUUCCUUUCACUGCAUUAGACACAGAAUAUGCAAACAUGUCAUGUAAAUUUCCCAUCCAAAGAUUUUGAAAGUAAAUAUAUGAAAAAAAAUCAAUAUAAUGUAAUACCUGUUUUACUUGGUAAUAAAGAAGAGGAAAUAUGUGA